CUGAUUGGCAUAGUUAAGAGUGCAAUGACCUACUGAAUCCUAUAAAAGGCCAAUGAAGCUAACUUCUAUGGGUGGUGUACUUUGGCUUUGCUCUUCUCUGAGAAAGGGUCGCUCAGCUCUGCUGUCGCCAUGUCUUUCCGACUCUCUAGUGGAUCCAGGCGGGUCUGCUCGCAAGCUGGCUCUGGUCGACUGCCUGGUGGAGGAACAGACUUCAGGGCUGGGAAUAUGUGCGGUGGGUCAGGAGCAGGAAGCAGCUUUUCUUGUACUCUUGGGAGUGUUUCUUCUGGAGGAGGUUUCUGUAAUAGUGGUGGAGGGUUGGGAAGCGGUGUCAGUACUGGGUUUCUUGGAAAUGAACAGGGCCUCCUCUCUGGGAAUGAAAAGGUGACCAUGCAGAACCUCAAUGACCGCCUGGCAUCCUACCUCGACCACGUGCAAGGUCUGGAGGAAGUAAACGCAGACCUGGAGCAGAAAAUCAAUGGCUGGUAUGAGGAAUAUGGGCCCGGUUCUUGCUGGGAACUCAAUCAUGACUAUAGUAGAUACUUGUCAGUCAUUGAAGAUCUUAAAAGGCAGAUUAUUUCUGUGACCGCCUGUAACGCCAGCGUUCUUCUACAAAAUGACAAUGCCAGACUGACCGCUGAUGACUUCAGGCUGAAAUAUGAAAAUGAGCUUGCCCUGCACCAGAGCAUUGAGGCCGGCAUCAACGGUCUUCACAGAGUCAUGGAUGAGCUGACCCUUUGUACAACCGACCUGGAGAUACAGUGUGAGACACUCAGUGAUGAACUGACCUACCUCAAAAAAAGUCACGAGGAGGAAAAGAAAGUCCUGCAGUGUGCAGGUGGGGGGAAUGUGAACGUGGAGAUGAACGCAGCCCCAGGAAUGGAUCUAACCGUUCUGUUGAACAACAUGAGGGCUGAGUACGAGGAUUUGGCUCAGCAGAACCAUAAAGACGCUGAGGCCUGGUUUAACCAGAAGAGAGCUUCGCUGCAACAGCAGAUUUCUGAUGAUGCAGGAGCAGCCACAGCAGACAGAAAUGAGCUGACGGAACUGAAACGCAGUCUGCAAACCUUGGAAAUAGAACUUCAGUCCCUCAUGGCCAUGAAACAUUCCUAUGAAUGCUCCUUGGCCGAGACCGAGGGCAAUUACUGCCUUCAGCUCCAGCAAAUCCAGGAUCAGAUUGGGACAAGGGAGGAACAACUACAACAGAUUCGAACAGAGACAGAAGGCCAGAAGCUGGAGUACGAACAGCUUCUAGAUACCAAAAUAUUUUUAGAAAAAGAAAUUGAAACUUAUUGCAAAUUAAUAGGUGGAGAAGAAAGAAAAAGCAAAUCUACAUGCAACAAAUCGAAAGGACGCAGGCCUGUAAAUUUCAAAAGUCACAUCAAAGACUCCAAAGAAGAAAUUGUUGUCAAAACAGUGGUUGAGGAACUGGAUCAACUCAGCAAUGUCCUUUCACUGAGAGUCCACUCGGUGGAAGAAAAAUCCUCUAAAAUAAGCAACAUUACAGUAGAGCAACGAGUACCUUCCAAAGCCUCAUAAGGAGAAGAAAGUUAUUUUUUGUUAAAAGUCGCCCUUUGCAAAAUCCUGUUGGCCAGAAAACCCAAGGAAAUCAUUUAUUUCUGUUCUUAAAAAGAAAAUGGCUAGAAUUUGUUUUCCUUCUCUUCUUUUUCUCCUGGUCUUUGCAUGUAAUCCUUCUCAGGAGUCGGAAAAAUCUUGAUCUGUCCCUAGUUUUUUACUUUAGGGGUUUUUUGCCAUUUCAUUAAGAAAUUUUCUAU
This is a messenger RNA of Ceratotherium simum simum (southern white rhinoceros), 1772 nucleotides long. RefSeq names its product keratin, type I cytoskeletal 26. Gene Ontology annotation, biological process: intermediate filament organization; epithelial cell differentiation. Gene Ontology annotation, cellular component: cytoskeleton. Lineage: Eukaryota; Metazoa; Chordata; Mammalia; Perissodactyla; Rhinocerotidae. Gene Ontology annotation, molecular function: structural molecule activity. The record is from RefSeq and is a predicted model, not a curated record.